Molecule: messenger RNA, 1370 nt
Organism: Impatiens glandulifera
Lineage: Eukaryota; Viridiplantae; Streptophyta; Magnoliopsida; Ericales; Balsaminaceae
Product: ankyrin repeat domain-containing protein 2B-like
Exons: 9
Coding region: 190-1236 (348 amino acids)
Biological process (GO): protein targeting to chloroplast
Cellular component (GO): chloroplast outer membrane
Molecular function (GO): chloroplast targeting sequence receptor activity; protein binding
Source: RefSeq, a predicted model, not a curated record
AUCAAUUUUUGUAACCUUUCACUCAGAUCGGUGGCAAGUACUUAGGGUUUUUCAAUCCGGGUAAGUACUCGGAGGGAGAUCCGAAACGUAACUCUGCUAAGGCUUUUGAGUUCGCGAUACCUUUCACCGAAUCAACACUUUCAUCAGCCUACUCAAUCAGGUAUUUCAAUAUUUCUCGCUUGUUUUUCCAUGGCUGAUUCUCAGAAGGAUGUCUCUGCUUCUGCAAGCAAGGAUGAAGGCGAGGUUCAAAAUGUAAAGUCUGAAACAUCUUCUUCGGAAGCACAAUCUGGACAAAGAAGGCCAACCCCUGCAGCAGAGGCUUUUCCUCAAAAUCCUUUUGAUUUCUCAGCAAUGUCUGGUUUACUCAAUGACCCCAGCAUUAAGGAAUUGGCUGAACAGAUAGCUAAAGAUCCCUCAUUUAAUCAAAUGGCUGAGCAGCUCACGAAGACGUUUCAGGGUGCAUCAGCAGUUGAGGAGGGGGUUCCUCAAUUUGAUACACAACAAUACUAUUCCACCAUGCAACAGGUCAUGCAGAAUCCACAAUUCAUGACCAUGGCCGAGCGUCUUGGCAAUGCUUUAAUGCAGGAUCCUUCCAUGUCUAACAUGAUGGAGAACUUCACCAAUCCUGGAAAUAAGGACCAGCUUGAAGAACGAAUGUCCCGCAUCAAAGAUGAUCCAACAUUAAAACCAAUCCUGGAUGAGAUAGAGAAGGGAGGUCCAGCUGCUAUGAUGAGGUACUGGAAUGACAAAGAUGUUCUUCAGAAGUUAGGUGAAGCUAUGGGUAUUGCGGCUGCAGGAGAAACUGGUAGCUCUGGUGGGAAUCAUGAACAAGAAGAAACAGAAACAGAAGGAGAUGAAGAUGAAUCUGUUGUUCAUAGCACUGCUAGUGUUGGUGAUGUGGAGGGUUUGAAAAAUGCAUUGGCCUCCGGUGCAGACAAGAAUGAGGAGGAUUCGGAGGGGAGAACAGCAUUGCAUUUUGCAUGCGGUUAUGGUGAGGUGAAAUGCGCCCAAAUCCUUCUCGAGGCAGGAGCAGUUGUGGAUGCUUUAGAUAAGAAUAAAAACACGGCACUUCAUUAUGCAGCUGGUUAUGGGAGGAAGGAGUGUGUUGCUCUUCUUCUGGAACAUGGUGCUGCUGUUACACUUCAGAAUUUGGAUGGGAAGACGCCCAUUGAUGUAGCAAAGCUGAACAACCAGCAUGAGGUGCUUUCACUGCUAGAAAAGGAUGUUUUUCUUUGAGAUGGAUACCCAAAAAGGUUUGAUUCCUUUGAGAAAAACCCUAUUUAUUUCUUGUGUAUUUUAUUUAUUUAUUUUGUCAUAUGACGGUGAUGAUGAGGAUGAUUUAUGUAUGAGGUAAACCUUGUUCGAUCCGA